This is a messenger RNA of Engraulis encrasicolus (European anchovy), 1308 nucleotides long. Its product is annotated as beta-1,3-galactosyltransferase 1-like. Gene Ontology annotation, molecular function: N-acetyl-beta-D-glucosaminide beta-(1,3)-galactosyltransferase activity. The coding region runs from base 213 to 1307 and encodes 364 amino acids. Lineage: Eukaryota; Metazoa; Chordata; Actinopteri; Clupeiformes; Engraulidae. Gene Ontology annotation, cellular component: Golgi membrane. The transcript has a single exon. The record is from RefSeq and is a predicted model, not a curated record.
UGUUUUUUUAUCUUGUUAUUAUCGGUGUUACUUUAAUAGUAUGUUCCAUUACAAAACUGAUCAAAUGUGCACACAAGAGUUUUGUCAUCAUACCAAAUCUUGCAGGAAUUUUAAUGCAAUUUUAAGACGCAUGUCUAUCUUUAUACCAUAAUUCAUUUUCCUUUACUUUUUUGCCAUAAUAUACUUACUAACAAAUUGAAAGUAUUAGUAACAUGUAUGUGCAUGUUUCCAACUCCACAGGUGUGAAAUGUUCAAUAUGCUUCAUAUUGCUGCUUCUUGUCACGUGUCUGUGCAUUGGGGGUAUUCUUUUAUGGAUGGAAUACCUUCCCAUAAGCAUUUCUCUUUUCCUUGAUUCCCCAUUGAUCCCCCAUCGCUCAACCAAGGGAACUCCAGGAGACACUUUAGUGGCAGUGAGAAACGCCUCUAUCGAUGCCAGUGCAAACCUAAGCCUGCCGGAAGCAAGUGGAAGCAAACAUGGGGGUGAGGGGAAGGGGCCCAUCUCUCGGGCCUUCUCUCCACAGCAGCAUCACUUCCUUCUGAACGAGCCAGACCUGUGUGAGAGGAAGAAGCCCUUCCUGGUGGUGGUGGUCCCCGUCCAUCCUGGCAACCACCGAGCCAGGGCGGUGAUCAGGAUGACGUGGGGCAGUGACACCCUGGUGCGGGGGGCCAAGAUGGUGACAACCGUCUUCCUUCAAGGUGUGGCGUCCUCAGAAAGAGAGAGCGUGCAGGAGAGAUUGGUCAAAGAAAGCGCCAGUUUCCAUGACAUUGUACAGGGCGACUUUGUGGACUCCGACCACAACCAGACCUUAAAGACCGUGGUGCUCAUGGACUGGCUGGCCACGUAUUGCCCCCGUGCUUCCUACGCCAUGAAGAUCGACGCUGCCAUGCUCCUGAACGUGGAGAACCUCGUGGAGCUUCUGUUUCUCCACAACACGCCCAAGGCAGACUACAUCACAGGCCUGCUGCCAUUGAAGUCCCCUGAUCACACGUAUCCCCCCUACAUGAUCGGCAUGGUCUACAUCUUCUCCAACGACCUCCCUGGGAGACUUGUCCAGGUCUCCAAGAACAUCGUGCUCUCCGACGUGGAGCAUGUCUAUGUGGGCAUGUGCCUGCAACACCUUGGCAUUACCCCUGGUCUCCUGCUCAGACCCAACCAGUUUAGGCCUUUGAUGUCCGUGCCGUUCAAUCACUGUGACUAUGUUGGGGUCGUCACGGUGCUCCUGAGUAAUUCUGAACAGCUGCUGGAGUGCUGGGCGGUCUUCAAGGCCGGUGGGUCAACCUGCGGAGAAGGGGGGGCAACGCCAUGAC